Messenger RNA from Carcharodon carcharias (great white shark), 18091 nucleotides. RefSeq names its product plectin-like. Gene Ontology annotation, cellular component: focal adhesion; sarcolemma; cytoskeleton. The coding region runs from base 36 to 16679 and encodes 5547 amino acids. Gene Ontology annotation, molecular function: cadherin binding; ankyrin binding; structural constituent of muscle. Gene Ontology annotation, biological process: wound healing; hemidesmosome assembly; intermediate filament bundle assembly. The record is from RefSeq and is a predicted model, not a curated record. Lineage: Eukaryota; Metazoa; Chordata; Chondrichthyes; Lamniformes; Lamnidae. The transcript is spliced from 33 exons.
CUAUUCACUACUACUUCUCACGCUCUCAUUACAAGAUGUAUAAAGGGCAGGAAACCAGAAAUCGAGUGACAUCGGACGACCGACUGUAUCUGGACAUGUUGAAAUCCACCGAGAGCAGAAAAGAUGAACGGGACCGAGUGCAGAAGAAAACCUUCACAAAAUGGGUCAACAAACACUUAAUGAAGGCACAUCGUAGUAUCGAUGAUCUUUAUGAAGAUUUACGAGAUGGACAUAACCUGAUUUCUCUGCUGGAAGUUCUCUCGGGUGAUUCCUUGCCCCGUGAGAAAGGCCGGAUGCGCUUCCAUAAGCUGCAGAAUGUGGGCAUCGCUCUGGAGUACCUGAAGCACCGGCAGGUGAGGCUGGUUAAUAUCCGAAAUGAUGACAUCGCAGAUGGAAAUCCGAAACUGACACUGGGCCUCAUAUGGACGAUCAUCCUUCACUUCCAGAUCUCGGAUAUCCAGGUCAGUGGCCAGUCUGAUGAUAUGACGGCCAAAGAGAAGCUGCUGCUCUGGUCUCAGAGGAUGGUGGAGGGCUACCCUGAGCUGCGAUGUGAUAACUUCACCAGCAGCUGGAGAGAUGGCAGACUCUUCAAUGCGGUCAUCCACAGACACAGGCCAGUUUUGAUCGACAUGAACAAGGUUUAUCGACAGAAAAACCAGGAGAACCUGGAACAAGCAUUCACCAUCGCUGAGCGGGAGCUGGGGGUCACCAGGCUGCUUGACCCUGAAGACGUAGAUGUGCCCCAUCCUGAUGAGAAAUCCAUCAUCACAUACGUGUCCUCUCUGUAUGAUGCUCUGCCCAGGGUUCCUAACGUGGAGGCUGGAGUCCGAGCCAAUGAGAUCGAGCUGAGGUGGCAGGAGUAUUAUGAGAUGGUGACACUGCUCCUCCAGUGGAUUCGCCAUCACAUCACUAUGUUUGAAGAGAGGAAAUUUCCAGGGAAUUUCGAGGAGAUGGAGGUUCUAUGGCGACAGUUCCUGAAAUUUAAAGAAUCAGACCUGCCCAGUAGAGAGAUUGAGAAAAACCGCAGCAAGACUCUAUUCAAAAAUCUGGAGGGUGCUGUGCAGGAGGGUCACUUGAAGGUUCCUGCAGGCUACCACCCCAUUGAUGUGGAGAAGGAAUGGGGGAAGUUGCAUGUCUCAAUUCUGGAGCGGGAGCGUGUUCUCCGCAGCGAGUUUGAAAGAGUGGAGCGAUUCCAGAGGAUUAUCCUGAGGCUUCAGCAGGAAUCAAACCUGUGUGAGGAACAACUCAAACAAUCUGACGCACUCCUCAAAUCAGAUAUCCAUUUGAUUAACGCAGGGAAACCAGCUCAGAACGUUGCCAUGUUGGAACAUGACCUGGACAAGUCGGACAGUUUGAUUCGGAGCCUCUUCAAUGAUGUCCAGACCCUGAAGGAUGGUCGACACCUACAGGCAGAGCAGAUGUACCGCAGGGUGUUCCGUCUUCAUGAGUUCUUGGUUGCGACUCGUACAGACUAUUCUAUGCGAUUUAAGUCUGGAGCCCAGCCCCCUAUUCAUUCAUUCACAUUGGUGAACCAAACAAAGAGCAUCCCAGCGAUGGAUGGAGCAACACUGAAAUACAUCCAGGACUUGUUGGAGUGGAUUGAGGAGAACCAGCGGCGUCUCGAGGCGGCCGAGUGGGGCGUGGACCUGCCCACAGUGCAGUCCCAACUCGGGGGGCAUCGAGGACUGCACCAGUCCAUCGAGGAUUUCCGAGCCAAAAUCGAGAGGGCCCGAGCUGAUGAGCUCCAGUUAUCUCCUGGCAAUCAGAAUGCAUAUCGUGAUUACCUUGGCAAAUUGGACCUUCAGUAUGCUAAACUGCUGAAUUCCUCCAAGUCCCGUCUACGUAAUCUGGAGAGUUUGAACACGUUUGUUUCCAUGGCGACAAAGGAAUUAAUGUGGCUGAAUGAUAAGGAGGAAGAGGAAGUAAAUUACGAUUGGAGUGAGAGAAACACCAACAUGGCAGCCAAGAAGGAUAAUUAUUCGGGGCUGAUGAAGGAACUGGAACUGAAGGAGAAGAAGGUGAACAGUAUUCAGAACACAGGGGACAAGCUUCUCCGUGAUGGCCACCCAGCUAAACAGACCAUCGAGGCCUUCAUGGCUGCUCUCCAGACCCAGUGGAGUUGGAUUCUGCAGUUGUGCUGUUGCAUUGAAGCUCAUCUUAAGGAGAAUACUGCCUAUUUCCAGUAUUUCUCGGAUGUGAAAGAUGCUGAGAAUUUCCUCAAAAAGUUGCAGGACUCGAUGAGGAAGAAAUAUUCCUGUGAUCGCUCGAUCACUGUGACCCGCCUGGAAGACUUACUACAGGAUUCUAUAGAGGAAAAGGAGCAGCUUUCUGAUUAUAAAUCCCACCUCAGUGGCCUCAGCAAGAGAGCCAAGACUAUUGUACAGCUGAAAGCUCGCAAUCCAGCCCACCCCCUGAAGGCAAACCUGACGGUGGAGGCUGUGUGUGACUACAAACAGAUGGAGAUCACAGUGAACAAGGGUGAUGAAUACAUCCUGCUGAAUAACAGCCAACCCAAAAAGUGGAAGGUGGUGAGUCCGUCGGGCAAUGAAGCUCUUGUCCCUUCGAUCUGCUUCACUGUCCCUCCCUCAAACAAAGAAGCUCUGGAUGCAGUGAGCAGGCUGGAUAACACUCACCAAACAAUAGUGAACCUCUGGCACAAGCUGCACAUUGAUAUGAAGAGUCUCCUUCCCUGGUUAUACCUCAAUCGGGACAUGCAACUCAUCCGCUCCUGGAAUCUGCUCACGUUUCGGAGUUUGAAUUCCGAGGAUUAUAAACAUAUCCUUCCAAACCUGGAACUUCACUAUCAGGAUUUCUUACGGGAAAGUCAGGAUUCGCACAUGUUUGGACCCGAUGACCGGAUUCAGAUUGAGAGGGAAUACAAACUUACCGUUCAACACUACGAGAAACUGCAGCGGAGCCUAGAGAGAGGUGAACAGGAUGAGCUGAGCUGUAAAAAGUAUGUGACGCAGCUGAAGGACAUUCGACUGCAGCUCGAGGGCUGUGAGAAGAGAACGAUCCACAAGAUCCGACAACCACUCGACAAAAACCCCCUGGUCGAGUGUAAGCAGCGCAUCAGUGAGCAGCAGAAAAUUCACUCUGAGCUGGAAGGGAUUAAGAAGAAUUUGAACACAGUGACUGAGAAGACAGAGAAAGUCCUGGCCCUGCCAGAACAACUAAACAGCGCACCUUUGUUACGCUCUGAGCUGGACAUCACCGUACAGAAGAUGAACCGAGUCUACAGUCUCUCUGCUGUCUAUCUAGAGAAGCUGAAGACAAUUGAUGUGGUGAUUCGAAGCACACAGGAGGCUGAGAAUCUGGUAAAGAAAUACGAGACCCGGCUGAGGGAGGUAAACACUGUCCCUGCUGACACAAAGUCUCUGGAGUCCUACAAACAGCAGCUAAAGGGAAUGCGUGCUGAGGUUGGAGGUAACCAGCCACUCUUUGAUAAUCUGGAGAGUGAGCUCAGCAAAGCCAAACUGGUGAAUGAGCAAAUGAUUCACAGUCACAGUGAGCGAGAUGUUGACUUGGAUCGGUACCGGGAGUGUGUGCAGCAACUUCUGGAGCAUUGGCAGGGCAUCCAGGCGCAGAUUGACCUCCGUUCCCGAGAACUGGAACAACUGGGGCGACAGCUCAGCUAUUACCGGGAGGCUCACGAUUGGCUGAUCCAGUGGAUUCGGGAGACUAAAGAACGUCAGGAGAAGAUCCAGGCCAAGCCAAUCAGAGACAGCAGCCAACUCAGAGAGCAACUGCAGCAAGAGAAGAAAGUGUUGCAGGAAGUUGAGAAGAACAGAGAGAAGGUGGAUGAAUGUGAGAAAUUUGCAAAGCAAUACAUUGACGCUAUCAAGGACUUUGAGCUUCAGUUAGUUACCUAUAAAGCUCAGAUGGAACCUGUCAUAUCUCCAGUGAAGAAACAGAAAGUGGUCUCGGCCUCAGACACUGUCAUCCAAGAGUUGGUGGAUCUGCAGACUCGAUAUAUCGAACUGAUGACCCUGUCCAGUCAGUACAUCAAGUUUAUCACCGUCAAUCUUCACCGCCUGGAAAAUGAGGAGAAAACUGCGGAAGAAUUGAAGGCGGAAGAGAGAAAGCGUUUGGAAGAAGUGGAGGCGCAGUUAGAAAAACAGAAACAGCUGGCAGCUGCUCACGCUAAAGCCAAAACUGAGGCUGAGAGAGAAGCUAAAGAACUGCAGCAGAGAAUAGAGGAAGAGGUAACGAAGAGAGAAGCUGUUGCAGUCAAUGCUGAGCAGCAGAAACAGAAUGUUCAACAAGAAUUAAGCCAACUGAAAAACUCCUCAGAGAUCGAAAUCAAGAAAAAGACAAAGAUGGUGGAGGAAGUGCUCCUUAGUCGCACUAAGAUUGAAGAAGAGAUUCGAAUUACCCAGUUACAGUUAGAAGCCUCACAGAAACAGAAAAGCUCUGCGGAGUCUGAGCUGCAGCAACUGAAAGCGCGAGCAGAAGAGGCAGACAAACAGAGAAAAGCAGCUCAGGACGAGGCUGAUAGACUUCGCAAACAGGUCAAGGACGAGUCUCAGAAGAAGAAACAGGCAGAGGAGGAGCUGAAGUUGAAGAUCCAGGCAGAAAAAGAUGCAGCUCGAGAGAAGCAAAAGGCUUUGGACGACUUGCAGCAUUACAAGAACCAGGCUGUAGACAUAGAGAGAAGAAUGAAACAGGCAGAAGUGGAGAAAGAGAAACAACUGCUGUUGGCUCAGGAAAUGGCUCAGAAAAGUGCUGCAACUGAACUUCAGAGCAAACGCAUCUCUUUCGAACAAAAGACAACAGAACUAGAGUUAUCUCUUAAACAGAAGCAUCAGACUGUUACCCAGUUACAGGAAGAGGCAACACAAUUGAAGAGACAGCAGGAGGCUGCAGAGACAGCCAAGAAAGAGGCUGAGAAGGAGCUUGAGAAGUGGCGUCAGAAAGCCAAUGAGGCUCUCCGGCUGAGACUGCAGGCAGAGGAGGUUGCCCAUAAGAAAUCGCUGGCUCAAGAGGAAGCAGAGAGGCAGAAGGAAGAGGCUGACCGCGAGGCCCGGAGGAGAGUGAAGACGGAGGAGUCAGCCUUACGGCAGAAGGAAAUGGCUGAGCAGGAGCUGGAGAAACAGAGGAAGUUGGCAGACGAGACAGCUCAGCAGAAGCUCUCUGCGGAGCAGGAGGUGAUCCGCUUACGGGCAGAGACGGAGAACGGAGAACAACAGAGGCUGCUCCUGGAAGAAGAACUCUACCGGCUAAAAAACGAGGUCAGUGAGGUUCUUCACCAGAGGAAGCUGCUGGAGGAGGAGUUAGCUAAAGUGAAAGCUGAAAUGGAGGUCCUACUGCAACUGAAAGUAAAAACUGAGGAGGAAACCAGAUCAAACACAGAAAAGACUAAACAAAUGCUGGAAACUGAGGCUCAGAAGAUGAAGGAACUGGCAGAAGAGGCAGGGAAACUGCGAGCGGUAGCAGAGGAUGCCAAGCGGCAGAGACAGCUGGCUGAAGAUGAAGCCUGUCACCAGAGGAGUGAGGCUGAGAGGAUAUUGAAAGAGAAACUUGCAGCUAUCAAUGAUGCCACCCGCUUAAAGACAGAGGCUGAAAUAGCACUGAAGGAGAAGGAAGCUGAAAAUGACCGUCUGCGGCGAAUGGCUGAGGAUGAAGCCUACCAACGGAAGCUUCUGGAAGAACAAGCAAUGCAGCACAAGCAAGACAUCGAUGAAAGAAUCACCCAGCUAAGAAAGAGCUCAGACCUUGAGCUAAACCGGCAAAAAGUCAUUGUGGAUGAGACUUUGAAACAUAGAAGAAUCAUUGAGGAGGAGAUUCGGAUCCUCAAACUGAACUUUGAAAAGGCUUCAGAAGACAAAUCCGACCUUGAAAUUGAGCUGAACAAGCUAAAAACCAUCGCCGAGGAAACACAGCACAGCAAAAGAGAAGCAGAGAAAGAAGCUGAGGCACAGCGAGCACUGGCUUCAGACGAAGCAAAGAAGAGACAAGAGGCUGAAAGAAAGGUCAAAGAAAUUCUUGCUGCAGAGGAAGAGGCUGCUCGGCAACGCAAGGCAGCACUGGAUGAGGUCGAGCGGCUGAAGAGGAUAUCUAAGGAUGCCUGGAAGCAGAAGGAGCUGUCAGAGAAAGAGGCCGAGAGGCAGAUUAGUUUGGCGCACGAAGCUGCUGAGAAACGUAUUGAAGCUGAGGAGAAAGCACAUCUGGCGACAGUGCAGCAGAAAGAACAGGAGCUUCUGCAAAGUAAAAAGCAGGAGAAGUCGAUGGUGGACAAGCUGAGGGAACAGGCAGAGAAUGCCAAGCAGCUGGCAGAGGAAGCAGAACAGGCCAGGCUGAGAGCGGAACAAGAGGCCACUUUCUGCAGGCAGCAAGCUGAAGAGGCUGAACGGUUGAAAGUCGGAGCUGAGAAAGAAGCUCAGCAAAAAGCCAAAGCUCAACAAGAUGCUGAAAAGCUGAGGAAAGAGGCUGAGCUUGAAGCUGCAAAGAGAGCGAAGGCUGAGGAGACAGCUCUGAAACAGAAACAAAUGGCUGACGCUGACAUGGAGAAGCACAAGAAGUUUGCUGAGCAGACACUGAGACAGAAGUCGGUUGUGGAACAGGAGCUGACAAAGGUUAAAUUGCAGUUGGAGGAGACAGACCAUCAGAAAUCUGUGUUAGAUGAAGAAUUGCAGCGUCUAAAGUCUGAGGUGACAGAGGCCAUAAAACAGAAGAAUCAAGCUGAAGCUGAACUCCACAAAGUCAAAAUCCACAUGGAAGAGCUGAUCAAACUGAAGACAAAGAUUGAAGAGGAAAACAAGAUGCUGGUUUUGAAGGAUAAGGAUAACACUCAGAAACAUCUCGCUCAAGAAGCAGAAAAAAUGAAGCAGCUAGCUGAGGACACAGCCAGGUUAAGCGUUGAGGCACAAGAAUCUGCCCGGCAGAGGAAACUGGCAGAGGAAGACUUGGCUCAACAGCGAGUGCUUGCUGAAAGGAUGUUGAAGGAGAAGAUGCAGGCUAUUCAGGAGGCCAACCAGCUGAGAGCAGAAGCUGAGAUGUUGCAGAAACAGAGAGACCAGGCUCAGGAACAGGCAAAGAAACUGUCAGAAGACAAGCAGCAGAUGCAGCAACGCCUGGUCGAGGAAACAGAAGAGUUCCAGAAGCUGCUGUUUACUGAGCGCCAGCGCCAGAUGGAGAUCGGUGAAGAAGCUCAGCAACUGAAGACUUUAGUCUCGGAACUUUCCGAAGCUCAGACCAAAGCUGAGAAGGAAGCUAAAAAAUUCAAAAAUGAAGCCAAGGAGAUCAGCUUGAAGCUUCAGGACAUCGAACAGACGACAAGAGAGAAAAACAGCGCUGUGGAGAAACUCGAACUUCAGUGGACCCAGAGUAAGAAAGAGGCCAGUGAGCUUCAGGAAGCCAUUUCAGCACUGGAGAAGGAGAAAGAGAAACUGAGGCAGGAAGCGGAGCUACUCCAACUGAAAGCAAAGGAGAUGGAAGCAGGGCAGAAGAUAGAAAUUGCCCAGACAACUCAGAUUCUUCAACAAAGCUUCAUCAGUGAGAAAGAGCUUCUGUUAAAGAAGGAAAAGAUGGUUGAAGAGGAAAAGGAGAAGCUAGAACGACUUUAUGAAGAUGAACUGAAGAAAUCCCAGUCCCUGAAGGAUGAGCAAAAUGAGCAGCUGAAGAAACUGGAGGAUGAGAAAAUCAAACUUCAGAGCAGAAUGGAGGAGUCAUUGAGAAAACAGAGGGAGGCGGAGAGCCAAGUUCAUGAUAAGCAAAGAGAACUUCAGGAAAUGGAGCAGAAGAGGCAGGAGAAAGAGAAGCAGCUUGCUGAUGAAAACCAGGCUCUUAAAGCGAUGUUAGAGCAACUGAAAGUACAGAAGAUGGAAGCACAGAGCAAUGAGAUGGCCCCAAUUCAGUCAGUGACAGUCACUCCGGUCAAAGCUCUCUCAAACGGCAGAGAUGUGGUAGAUUCCGCUUCUGCAAGUGCAGACACCAAACUCUCCUUCAGCGGUCUGCGCCAGCCAGUUCCUGCUGCUCGCUUACAGCAGGCUGGCAUUCUGAGCAAAAAGCAGUUCGAUAAACUGAAGAAAGGUUCGGUCACAGUAAAAGAACUCUCCCAAAAAGAACACCUGAAGAAUUAUCUGCAGGGUAAAAGCAGCAUUGCUGGUUUGAUCAUUGAACCCACAAAUGAGAAAAUGAGCAUCUAUGAAGCAUUGAAACAGAGGUUGUUGAAACCCAGCACAGCCACAAUACUGCUUGAGGCUCAGGCAGCCUCUGGCUUCAUCAUUGACCCUAUUAAGGACAAGAAACUGCCAGUGAACGAGGCCAUCAAGGAAGGAGUGGUUGGACCAGAGCUUCAGGACAAACUGCUGUCUGCUGAGAGAGCAGUAACAGGUUACAGAGAUCCCUACACAGGAAACACCAUCUCCCUGUUUGAAGCAAUGAAGAAAGAUCUCAUCCUUUCAAACUAUGGAAUUCGUCUGCUUCAGGCACAGCUGGCUACUGGAGGCAUCAUUGACCCAGUGAACAGCCAUCGCCUGCCCUUGGAACAAGCCUACAAACAGGGUUUACUGGAUGAGGACAUGAAUAAAACACUUGCCAGUGACACUGAUGAAAGCAAAGGGUUCUUCAACCCCAAUACUCAGGAGAAUCUUACAUACUCACAGCUAGUGGAAAGAUGUCAAAAGGAUCCAAAAACUGGCCUCUAUCUCUUGCCAUUGACCAAUGAAGCAGUGACACAAAAGGGAGGUUACACAAUGGAGCAGACACAUGACAUCUUCAGUACAGCCACAGUGUCUGUCCCAUCCGGUAAAUUCUCUGGGAAGACUGUUACCAUCUGGGAGUUGAUCAACUCUGAAUACUUCACUGAAGAACAGAGGAGAGACUUCAUUCGGCAAUACAGAUCUGGAAAGGUGACCAUUGAAAACAUUAUUAAAUUAAUCAUCACAAUUAUUGAUGAAACUGAGACCAAAAAACAGCUCCUCUUCAAUGGAUUGAGGGACAAGGUUCCUGCCAGUGAGUUAUUGGAAUCGAAGAUCAUUCACAAGAAGACUUUUGAUGAUCUUCAGAAGGGAAAGGCAACACCAGAAGAAGUCAGUAAGCUGGAGGCAGUAAUGAAAUUCCUACAGGGAUCAGACAGUAUUGCCGGAGUGUUUAUCGAACCUACAAAGGAGAAGAUGAGCAUUUAUGAAGCGAUGAAGAAGAAUCUGUUGAGUCCAAGCACUGCAGAGGCUUUACUGGAAGCUCAGGCAGCCUCAGGGUUCAUAGUUGAUCCUGUGAGGAAUCGGACCCUGACUGUUGAUGAAGCUGUUAAGGGAAGUCUCAUUGGGCCAGAACUCCACGAAAAGCUUCUAUCUGCUGAAAGAGCAGUAACUGGAUACACUGACCCCUACACCGGCAGGAAGAUCUCCUUAUUUGAGGCAAUCAACAAGAACCUCCUUCACAAGGAGCAUGGUAUCCAACUCCUAGAGGCACAGUUGGCAUCUGGAGGCAUCAUUGACCCUGUGACCAGCCAUCGCCUGCCCAUCGAAUUGGCCUACAAACGAGGCAUGUUUGAUGAGGAGAUGAAUCGAUUGUUGUCCACUCCCAGCGAUGACAAUAAAGGAUUUUAUGAUCCAAAUAGUGAGGAGAAUGUCACCUACCAGGAACUGAAGGAUAGAUGUAGAAAGGAUGAUACAACCGGCCUCUUCCUGCUGCCUCUGAGUGAGAAAGUUGUAGCGUUGAAACCUGCUUAUGAUGAAGAACAGACAAAAGAUACAUUUAAAAAGACCACAGUCUCUGCUCCCGCUGGCACAUUCACUGGGAGAACAGUCACCAUCUGGGAGCUGAUUAACUCCGAGUAUUUCACUGAUGAGCAGAGGAGGGAACUGAUUCGACAGUAUCGAUCAGGAAAGGUCACAGUGGAGAAGAUCAUCAGAAUUGUCAUCACAGUAAUUGAGGAAAAAGAAGCAAAGAAGAAACCACAACUCACCUUCAAUGGACUGAGGGACAAGGUUCCUGCCAGUGAGUUAUUGGAAUCGAAGAUCCUUGACGAGAAGACUUUUGAUGAUCUUCAGAAGGGAAAGGCAACACCAGAAGAAGUCAGUAAGCUGGAGGCAGUGAUGAAAUUCCUACAGGGAUCAGACAGCAUUGCCGGAGUGUUUAUCGAACCUACAAAGGAGAAGAUGAGCAUUUAUGAAGCGAUGAAGAAGAAUCUGUUGAGUCCAAGCACUGCAGAGGCUUUACUGGAAGCUCAGGCAGCCUCAGGGUUCAUAGUUGAUCCUGUGAGGAAUCGGACCCUGACUGUCGAUGAAGCUGUUAAGGGAAGUCUCAUUGGGCCAGAACUCCACGAGAAGCUUCUGUCUGCUGAGAAAGCAGUAACUGGAUACACUGACCCCUACACCGGCCGGAAGAUCUCCUUACUUGAAGCAAUGAAAAAGGACCUUAUACCCAAGGAGCAUGGUAUCCAUCUCCUACAGGCACAGUUGGCAUCUGGAGGCAUCAUUGACCCUGUGACCAGCCAUCGCCUGCCCAUCGAAUUGGCCUACAAACGAGGCAUGUUUGAUGAAGAGAUGAGCAAAACGUUGUCCACUCCCAGUGAUGACAUUAAAGGUUUCACUGACCCAAACACAGACGAACGUGUCACAUACCGCCAACUGAAGGAGAGAUGUAGAACUGACCCUGAGACAUCUCUUUACCUGUUGUCUUUGACAGAAGAGGCAAUAAAACAUGUGGACGUUCAUCCUGAGGAGGUGACUAAGGACAUUUUCCAAAAGGCUACAGUAUCUGUCCCAUUCGGUAAAUUCUCUGGGAAAACUGUUACCAUCUGGGAGUUGAUCAACUCUGAAUACUUCACUGAAGAACAGAGGAGGGACUUCAUUCGGCAAUACAGAUCUGGAAAGGUGACCAUUGAAAACACUAUUAAAUUAAUCAUCACGAUUAUUGAUGAAACUGAGACCAAAAAACAGCUCCUCUUCAAUGGAUUGAGGGACAAGGUUCCUGCCAGUGAGUUAUUGGAAUCGAAGAUCAUUCACAAGAAGACUUUUGAUGAUCUUCAGAAGGGAAAGGCAACACCAGAAGAAGUCAGUAAGCUGGAGGCAGUGAUGAAAUUCCUACAGGGAUCAGACAGUAUUGCCGGAGUGUUUAUCGAACCUACAAAGGAGAAGAUGAGCAUUUAUGAAGCGAUGAAGAAGAAUCUGUUGAGUCCAAGCACUGCAGAGGCUUUACUGGAAGCUCAGGCAGCCUCAGGGUUCAUAGUUGAUCCUGUGAGGAAUCGGACCCUGACUGUCGAUGAAGCUGUUAAGGGAGGUCUCAUUGGGCCAGAACUCCACGAGAAGCUUCUGUCUGCUGAGAAAGCAGUAACUGGAUACACUGACCCCUACACCGGCAGGAAGAUCUCCUUAUUUGAGGCAAUCAACAAGAACCUCCUUCACAAGGAGCAUGGUAUCCAACUUUUAGAGGCACAGUUGGCAUCUGGAGGCAUCAUUGACCCUGUGACCAGCCAUCGCCUGCCCAUCGAAUUGGCCUACAAACGAGGCAUGUUUGAUGAGGAGAUGAAUCGAUUGUUGUCCACUCCCAGCGAUGACAAUAAAGGAUUUUAUGAUCCAAAUAGUGAGGAGAAUGUCACCUACCAAGAACUGAAGGAUAGAUGUAGAAAGGAUGAUACAACCGGCCUCUUCCUGCUGCCUCUGAGUGAGAAAGCUGUAGCGUUGAAACCUGCUUAUGAUGAAGAACAGACAAAAGAUACAUUUAAAAAGACCACAGUCUCUGCUCCCGCUGGCACAUUCACUGGGAGAACAGUCACCAUCUGGGAGCUGAUUAACUCCGAGUAUUUCACUGAUGAACAGAGGAGGGAACUGAUUCGACAGUAUCGAUCAGGAAAGGUCACAGUGGAGAAGAUCAUCAGAAUUGUCAUCACAGUAAUUGAGGAAAAAGAAGCAAAGAAGAAACCACAACUCACCUUCAAUGGAUUGAGGGACAAGGUUCCUGCCAGUGAGUUAUUGGAAUCGAAGAUCCUUGACGAGAAGACUUUUGAUGAUCUUCAGAAGGGAAAGGCAACACCAGAAGAAGUCAGUAAGCUGGAGGCAGUGAUGAAAUUCCUACAGGGAUCAGACAGCAUUGCCGGAGUGUUUAUCGAACCUACAAAGGAGAAGAUGAGCAUUUAUGAAGCGAUGAAGAAGAAUCUGUUGAGUCCAAGCACUGCAGAGGCUUUACUGGAAGCUCAGGCAGCCUCAGGGUUCAUAGUUGAUCCUGUGAGGAAUCGGACCCUGACUGUCGAUGAAGCUGUUAAGGGAAGUCUCAUUGGGCCAGAACUCCACGAGAAGCUUCUGUCUGCUGAGAAAGCAGUAACUGGAUACACUGACCCCUACACCGGCCGGAAGAUCUCCUUACUUGAAGCAAUGAAAAAGGACCUUAUACCCAAGGAGCAUGGUAUCCAUCUCCUACAGGCACAGUUGGCAUCUGGAGGCAUCAUUGACCCUGUGACCAGCCAUCGCCUGCCCAUCGAAUUGGCCUACAAACGAGGCAUGUUUGAUGAAGAGAUGAGCAAAACAUUAUCCACUCCCAGUGAUGACAUUAAAGGUUUCACUGACCCAAACACAGACGAACGUGUCACAUACCGCCAACUGAAGGAGAGAUGUAGAACUGACCCUGAGACAUCUCUUUACCUGUUGUCUUUGACAGAAGAGGCAAUAAAACAUGUGGACGUUCACCCUGAGGAGGUGACUAAGGACAUUUUCCAAAAGGCUACAGUAUCUGUCCCAUCCGGUAAAUUCUCUGGGAAAACUGUUACCAUCUGGGAGUUGAUCAACUCUGAAUACUUCACUGAAGAACAGAGGAGAGACUUCAUUCGGCAAUACAGAUCUGGAAAGGUGACUGUGGAAAAGAUAAUUACAAUCGUUGUUACAGUCAUUGAGGAAACUGAAAUGAAGAGGAAACCACAGAUAGCACUUGAUGGAUUGAGGGACAAGGUUCCUGCCAGUGAGUUAUUGGAAUCGAAGAUCAUUCACAAGAAGACUUUUGAUGAUCUUCAGAAGGGAAAGGCAACACCAGAAGAAGUCAGUAAGCUGGAGGCAGUGAUGAAAUUCCUACAGGGAUCAGACAGUAUUGCCGGAGUGUUUAUCGAACCUACAAAGGAGAAGAUGAGCAUUUAUGAAGCGAUGAAGAAGAAUUUGUUGAGUCCAAGCACUGCAGAGGCUUUACUGGAAGCUCAGGCAGCCUCAGGGUUCAUAGUUGAUCCUGUGAGGAAUCGGACCCUGACUGUCGAUGAAGCUGUUAAGGGAAGUCUCAUUGGGCCAGAACUCCACGAAAAGCUUCUGUCUGCUGAGAAAGCAGUAACUGGAUACACUGACCCCUACACUGGCCAGAAGAUCUCCUUAUACCAAGCAAUCAAGAAAGAUCUUGUCUCUAAAGAUCAUGGUGUCCGUCUCCUAGAGGCACAGAUUGCCACGGGAGGCAUCAUCGACCCUGUGCACAGUCACCGACUGCCCGUCGAUGUAGCUUACAAACGAGGCAUGUUUGAUGAGGCGAUGAACAAGAUUCUCUCAGACGCUGGUGAUGAAAGCAAAGGGUUUGUUGACCCCAACACUGAAGAGGAGAUCACCUAUCAGCAGCUAAAGGACAGAUGUGUAACAGAUCCUGAAACAGGUCUCUACCUCAUACCCAUGAAGGACAGAGAGAAACCAAAAGUGAUUGAGAAUAUGAUCCACAGUGAGAUUGAAACAAGGGAGGUGUUUGAAAACACUACAGUGGACCUUCCUGAGGGGACAUUAGGUGGGAAGUCCAUGUCAGUUUGGGAGAUCUUGAACUCUGAGUUCAUUUCAGAGAAAGAAAGGCUCAAGUUAACAAAAGAAUAUCAGUUUGGGAAAAUCACACGUGAGCGUUUAGUUGUGAUAAUCAUUGAGAUUAUUCAGCAGGUGGAAAUACGCAGAGGAUAUGAAAGGAUUACAUUCAAUACUUUCCGUGGCAAGAUCACUGCUGAGCAGCUGUAUUCCUCAAGAAUUAUUGACCUGGAAACUCUUAAUAAGCUAAAGGAGAAAAAACUAACAGUGAGAGAAGUAUGUGAAAUGGAAUCAGUAAGGAAGUACCUGUUUGGAACAGGAGCCAUCUGUGGCCUUUAUAAAUGUGCUGGGAAGGAAGUGUUAAACCUGUAUGAUGCAAUGAAGAAAGGUUUGGUGAAACCUGAAGUAGCUCAUGCUCUAUUAGAAGCCCAGGCAGCCACUGGCUUCAUCCUGGAUCCUGUGAAGAAUAAGAGACUGACUGUGGAUGAGGCUGUGAGGGAGGGUCUGGUGGGUCCUGAGCUCCACGACAAACUGCUUUCAGCAGAACGAGCAGUCACUGGUUACCGAGACCCUUACACUGGGAAUAUCAUCUCGCUUUUCCAAGCCAUGAAGAAAGGCUUCGUUGUGAGAGACUACGUCCUGAGGCUACUCGAUGCCCAGCUGGUCACGGGUGGGAUUAUUGACCCAGAACACAGCUAUCACCUACCCCUGGAGGCUGCGUACCAGCGUGGCUACCUCGACCGGGAGACUUACAGUCUGCUCACCGAUCCGGCUGAGGGGUCACAAGGAUUCCUUGACCCCUACACUGAGGAACCAGUGAGCUACAGUCAACUGAUGGCAAGGUGCAGGGUUGAUGAAAAUACAGGCCAUCGCCUAUUGACUCUGACAGACAAGAAAAGGGUGAUGUUCCAGGGUCUGCGAAAGCAGAUCACAAUGGAAGAACUUGUAGCAUCAGGUAUCAUUACCAGCUCCGUCGCUACACAGUUACAGGAGGGUGAAACCACUGUUGACGAAGUUAGCAACAGCAUCAAGAAAUAUUUGGAAGGCACCAGUUGUAUUUCAGGUGUGUUUGUUGAGGCUUCCAAGGAGAGACUAUCCAUUUACCAAGCUAUGAAGAAGGGAAUGAUCAGACCUGGAACAGCAUUUGAAUUGUUGGAGGCCCAAGCAGCAACUGGUUAUGUGAUUGACCCAAUUAAAAACAUGAAAUUAUCUGUCAGCGAAGCAGUGAAAAUGGGAGUGGUGGGUCCAGAAUUUAAGGAUAAGCUUCAGUCAGCUGAGAGAGCAGUUACUGGUUACAGAGAUCCUUACUCAGGUACACUUAUGUCUCUGUUUCAAGCUAUGCAGAAAAGUUUGAUUCUCAAAGACCAUGGGAUCCGUUUAUUGGAAUCACAGAUUGCUACAGGAGGCAUCAUAGACCCCGAGCAUAGCCACCGACUGCCUGUUGAAGUGGCCUACAAACGUGGUCUGUUCGAUGAGGAGAUGAACAGGAUAUUAGCUGAUCCAGGAGAUGACACUAAGGGUUUCUUUGAUCCAAACACAGAGGAAAAUCUCACCUACCUUCAGCUGAAGGAACGGUGUGUGGUAGAUUCAGACACUGGACUCUGUUUACUAAUCCUGAAAGAUAAGAAGAGAGAGAGGAAGACUUCAUCCAAGUCAUCUGUUCGCAAACGGCGGGUGGUCAUUGUUGAUCCUGAAACUGGUAAAGAAAUGUCUGUCUACGAGGCUUAUCGUAAAGGACUGAUUGACCAUCAGACUUACACUGAGCUCUCCGAACAGGAGUGUGAAUGGGAAGAAGUGACUACUUCCUCAUCAGAUGGUGUGGUAAAGUCAAUGAUCACUGACAGGCGAUCAGGUAGGCAGUAUGAUAUCGAUGAUGCACUCUCCAGAGGGUUGAUUGACCAAGGUUCUUUGGAUCUUUAUCGCUCAGGAGCUCUCUCCAUUACUGAAUUUGCUGAUAUGUUAUCAGGAAAUAUGAGUGGAUUCCGCUCCCGAUCUUCCUCGGUUGGAUCCUCAUCUUCGUACACAAGCCAACAGGCUAGUCCCAUGAGAAGCCACAUGGUUACAUGGAGUGAUCCAGUGGAGGAGACUGGUCCAGUUGCUGGCAUCUUGGACACUGAUACACUUGAGAAAGUCUCCAUCACAGAAGCAAUGCACCGUAACCUAGUGGACAAUAUCACUGGACAGCGGUUACUGGAAGCCCAGGCCUGUACUGGGGGAAUCAUUGAUCCCAAUACAGGAGACAAGUAUUCUGUCUCAGAUGCUGUCGGCAAAGGCCUAGUGGACAAGAUCAUGGUGGACAGGAUCAAUCUGGCUCAGAAAGCGUUCAAUGGAUUUGAAGAUCCAAGAACCAAGAGUAAAAUGUCUGCCGCUCAGGCCUUGAAGAAAGGCUGGUUAUAUUAUGAAGCUGGUCAGCGAUUCCUGGAGGUACAGUACCUGACAGGUGGACUCAUUGAACCAGAUGUCCCUGGGCGAGUGCCUCUUGAUGAAGCUUUACAAAAGGGCACCAUUGAUGCACGUACAGCACAGAAGCUGAGGGAUGUUGGGACUUAUGCAAAGUAUAUAACCUGCCCCAAAACCAAACUGAAGAUCUCCUACAAGGAUGCAAUGGACCGAUCGAUGGUUGAGGAAGGGUCUGGCCUGCGUUUGCUGGAAGCAUCUUCGCAGUCCACCAAAGGCUUCUACAGCCCCUACAACAUGAGCGGAGCUGGUUCCUCCGCAGGUUCCCGUUCAGGUUCAAGAACAGGAUCCAGAACGGGCUCUAGACGAGGAAGCUUUGAUGCCACAGGAUCUGGUUAUUCCAUGUCCUUCUCCUCCUCCUCAUACACAUCAUCCAGUUACGGCCGCAGAUUGGCAGCCAGUGUCCCUGGAGGGAGGGAGGUGGCGUCUAUGCCUCAGAGUCUCCCUACUCCUCGGCCCCUCUACCACCCAGAGGAAAGCUCCCCUUUCAACCAGACCCAGCUUCUACAAGCGGCGAUAAUGUAGCUACGCCACCCAUCCCAUCCCCCCCUUCCCCAUCCUGCUCUACAACUAGCAAUGGUCAAGAAACAGUCCGUGUUUAAGGACAAGGGAAAAAAUUAUUGUUAUGAAACAUUUUAGAGAGAAACUUAUUUUAAUUAUACCCAUCACCUCAGUCCCUCUGAGUUUUAAAUAAUCUUGUCAUUUGAAAUUAAUCAGAUGGAAUGUAUAUGUUUGGAAUAAGAAGAGAAUAUUUAUCAGGAUAUGAUUUUUCCUGUGAGUUUUCCCACUGGUGAUGAUUUCCUUGCUAUUUGUAGAGCAGCUGGAUUAACCUCAAACCACUGCUGCCAUAUAUGCCUGAUCUUAUUGUAUCAGUGGGGAGAAUUUGUAAUGUCCAAACCUCAAAACUUUCUUCUUAUUGAAUGCACUGACCCACAGCGUGCCCAGAUAUCUCGCUUUCUAUUUUUAAGAAAUAUGCUGCAAAUAUUAAGAGCUUUUCUUCCAUUGAACUAUAACAAAGACUUGAUACUGUUUAAAAAAAACCAAAUAUUAAUAAGGUGCCAUCUUUCAAAUUUCUCGAACCCUCCUCAGGCAGGGUUCCAGUCUGCUGCAGGAAUACUCUAAUCAACUCUUCCCUCAUCACAUCUGUCUCCGUUUUAAUGACCAUUUAUAUCUGAGUGAAUUCUGACUCCUUGUGUGAACUAGGACAGCUCCAAAAAGCCUUCAAAAUUAACCAACCUGCCAAUCACUGGUUGAAUCUUCAUCCUUGCUACCAUCUUCGUGUACAUGGAAACUGAUAGGUGCUUCGAUUGAGGUUCCACAGGCUCCUCGCAAUGCAGCCAGUACCCAGAAGUUCCUGUGGACAUCUUGUUACAAAAAGGUGAAGCCAGUGUCUCUGUGCUUGAUACCGGGGCAAAUUCAAACCUUCACACAGACUGAGCCUUUACGGGGCCGUCACACCAGAACAUUCCGGAAAGUCAGCGGGGACAAGGAAAGCAUCAUGGGGAGUUCAUUGUUCCUGAAUGUGACUUCCUUCACCUCCGAACUCUGAGGACUCAGUGCCCUGUUACACAAACCAUAUGGAGCAGAAGGACUCUCUAGCAUUGGAACUCAGAAACCGCCCCUCAGAGAGAUGUGCAGCCUCUCACAGCCCUCAUUUUAUUGACCUGUUUGUGUUGUGUUUAAAUUUAGUGCAUUUCUCAUCCACCUUUAUGUUUUUGAUGUAUUUUUUUGCUAUGCAUGCCUUACUAACUCAGUCAGGAGAUCCCAAGCGUUCGAAAGAGCCUGUUUAUAUCAAAGCAGUGAGUUUAACACACUAACUGAUGACAAACCAGACAACCCCUGCAGAGAUUAAAAAAAAACCAUCAGCAUACCGAAGAUGAGUUGUUCAAGGAUGCCUCAAUGCAAAGGGACAAUUAAAGAGACAUUAAUAUAUAAAA